GGUCCCACUGGCACCUCAGCUGACUUCAAUUUUUGCGCCGCUUCGUGCUAAGCUUUUCUUUAUUUUUCGAAAUACUUUUCCUACCAGUAUGUCGGGCAAGGCUUUAAAUAUCGGAGAUCAGUUUCCCAACUUCGAGGCCGAGACCAAUGAGGGGAAGAUCGAUUUUUACGAUUGGAUGGGGGAUAGCUGGGCUAUCCUGUUCUCCCAUCCUGCGGACUAUACUCCGGUUUGCACAACGGAAUUGGCGCGUGUUGGGUCCUUGGUUCCGGAAUUCCUGAAGAGAGGCGUCAAACCGAUAGCAUUAUCCUGCGACACCGCUCAGUCGCACAGAGGAUGGAUCGAGGACAUCAAGAGCUUUGGCAAGCUCGGCAGCUUCGAUUAUCCCAUCAUAGCCGACGACAAGCGGGAACUGGCAUUGAAGUUCAACAUGUUGGACAAGGAUGAGCUCAACGCCGACGGCAUUCCCCUUACAUGCCGGGCCGUUUUCAUCAUCGACGAGAAGAAGAAGCUGCGCCUGUCGAUCCUUUACCCGGCGACGACUGGACGAAACUUCGAUGAGAUACUUCGCGUUAUCGACUCGCUCCAGUUGACGCAAACAAAGAGCGUCGCCACGCCAGCGGACUGGAAGAAGGGCGGCAACUGCAUGGUCCUGCCGACGGUGAAGCCGGAGGACGUCCCCAAGCUCUUUCCCAAUGGAGUGGAAACGGUUGAAGUACCUUCCGGCAAGUCCUAUCUAAGAAUUACGCCCCAGCCAUAGGGGGAUCACCUUUUAAACAUGACUUUAUUACAAAAAAAUAAAAAUACAAAUUAACAACAAAA
Molecule: messenger RNA, 819 nt
Organism: Drosophila ananassae
Lineage: Eukaryota; Metazoa; Arthropoda; Insecta; Diptera; Drosophilidae
Gene: Prx6a
Product: peroxiredoxin-6
Exons: 3
Coding region: 89-757 (222 amino acids)
Biological process (GO): cellular oxidant detoxification; cell redox homeostasis
Cellular component (GO): mitochondrion; cytosol
Molecular function (GO): peroxiredoxin activity
Source: RefSeq, a predicted model, not a curated record